Messenger RNA from Penicillium oxalicum, 594 nucleotides. Its product is annotated as U6 snRNA-associated Sm-like protein LSm1. The record is from RefSeq and is a predicted model, not a curated record. Lineage: Eukaryota; Fungi; Ascomycota; Eurotiomycetes; Eurotiales; Aspergillaceae. Bases 1 to 594 code for a protein of 197 amino acids. Gene Ontology annotation, biological process: deadenylation-dependent decapping of nuclear-transcribed mRNA. Gene Ontology annotation, cellular component: P-body; Lsm1-7-Pat1 complex. The transcript has 4 exons. Gene Ontology annotation, molecular function: RNA cap binding.
AUGGAGCGAUUAUCACUCAACGAGACGGCUGGCAACGCGCAGCAGCAGCAACAGCAGCCACAAUCGCAACAGCAACAACAGAGGCCCGGACAACAGAAUGCGCUUGGUUCUGCGGUUCCUCAAGUUCCGCCAGGCCCUCCACAACUUCCCCCGCAGAUGUUUACGACCGCCGCUCAGUUACUCGAUUUGACUGAUAAAAAACUUGUACUGGUUCUGCGCGACGGAAGGAAAUUGAUAGGUGUGCUCCGAAGCUGGGAUCAAUUUGGACCGCGUCCCGAUGGGCACAAACGCCUCCCUUCUCUAGCAAACCUCGUUCUUCAAGAUACGAUUGAGAGAAUCUAUGCUGGCAAUCUAUAUGCGGAUGUUCCCCGCGGGAUCUUCCUCGUGCGAGGCGAGAACGUGCUGCUGCUGGGCGAAGUGGAUCUGGACCGUGAAGAUGACAUCCCUUCCUCCGUGACCAAGGCUCCAUUUGAGGAAGUUUUCGAAUUGAAGAAAAAGGAAGAUAGCCGGCGCAAGGCAACUGAUAAGAAGCGACAUGGGGAGCUGCAGGCACUGGGCUUUGAGCCUGAGCACAGUGGCGAGAUUUUGUUCUAA